AUGGCAAGUUUCAAUGUUUAUGUUGUUUUUGGAGUUUUGACUAUUAUGGCAGGUGGAAUGGUCAUGGCUCGUGAUGUUGAUCCCAUCAAGGUAAAUAAUUGUGAAACUAAGAUGACAUUGCAUUGUGUCAUUGAAGUUUUCACAAGUAUAUUCAAGAUCGGAAUUGUUACGGAUAAUUGUUGCAUUGAGCUGAUAAGACUUGGUCAAUUUUGCCAUGAUGCAUUAAUCAAGAAAACUCUUCAAAAUCCUCUAUUUAAGAAUAAUGAUACAUUGGUGAUCUUAUCAAGAGGUGCACAAGUAUGGAAUAAGUGCAAUUUAGUUAACAAAGAUGUUUCGCCCUCUCCUUCUCCUAAUUAG
This is a messenger RNA of Theobroma umbraticum, 357 nucleotides long. Lineage: Eukaryota; Viridiplantae; Streptophyta; Magnoliopsida; Malvales; Malvaceae. The record is from RefSeq and is a predicted model, not a curated record.